AUGAUUCAAUAUUCAUAUAACACACAAAUCGAUAUUAUUGAUGAUAAUGAUACUACUACUGAUAUUGCAGACCUAGCAUAUAAGUCGGCAUAUAAUUAUAAUAAAACAUUUAAUUCUAAUUCUAGUCAUAACUCUAAUACAACAUCAAGAGAGUACGUUGUUUCAAGAGAAGAUUUUCUACUUUUACAAAGGAUUAAAGCCCAACAAAGAUUAAAUAAAGAAAAUUUGCAGCUUAACAAAAACAAUGAAGAUAUAUCGUCUAGUAGGCAAUUGGCACAAGAACUCUUAGCAAGGGAUCAUACUUAUAAUAACGUAGAUGACCGUGGUAAUAUUGUAGAUAUGGUCCCUACACUACCUCCAAGAAAACCAAAAGAACUCAGUAACAUUAAUCCGUAUGAGGAAAGAUUUCAAAGGUACACUAAAUCAAAAUAUACCGUAAAGAAUAUAGAAGGUGAUGAAAAGGAAGAGCGAAACGAUAAUUUUGGCAAUGAAAGAAGACCAGAAUUACCAAGACGAAAAACUGACAUCUUGGAAAGGUUUCAAUCCAAUACAAAGCAGUCUACGAAAAGCAGAAAACCAGAAGGAAUAGUAUUUGGGAUAGUUAACAUUAAACAUGAAAAAGAAAUAGAUUUGAUUGAUAUUUCCGAUGAUGACAACGAUAUGAACUCUCGAAUAGAAGAAAACAAUAAACCAAAAUCAACUAUGAAUCCAAUUGUCAAUAGAGCUUCAAAACCAGUAAACUUUCUUGAUUCAUUACAAAAUAGAAAUUUAGCAAUGAGCCAAAACCAGGAAGAUUUGGUGAAAACUACUUCAAAAGCUUCGACACAUAGGAUGCUGGAUUACUUGGAAUCCUUACAACAAAAUCCUAACACUACUAUUACAACAAAAAAAGAAACAGUCUCUAAACCACUUAUAUCUAGUCCAAAUCAUGUGGAUUAUUUAGAUUCUAUGCAAGAGAAUCGAUCCACAAUAAUAACAAAACAUCCACAACAAUCUAGUUUUCCUUCUAAUUACAAAAAAUUUAAUAGUUCAAAAUCUAAUCAAAAAUCAACAAUUGAAUCCAACACUGAAAGAUUUAUUGAAUCUGCACUAAAGAAAUCUGAAUCAAACCAUUCACUUUCGUUGAAAAAGAAACCUUUGUUGCCAAACAAACCUAAUACUUUAAUAAAUUUCCAAAUCAAUUCAUCACCAAAGAAAAUAAUAACAAAUAAUAAAAAGGAAGAAACCUCAAAUAACGAUCAUUAUAUUAAACUACCUCAAUUACGUAAAAUUGAAAAACCACAAAUAGGCAAUUCUUUAGAAAAGAAAAAUCAAAUUCAAGAAUAUAUAGGUAUACCUGAAUUAAAAUCAGUUAAAAAAAAUAAGACUCUACCACCCCCUGUGAAUAAAGAUACCAAACCUAUGUAUAUUGAAUUACCAAAAUUAAAAUCACUUAAGAAGGACAAAACCCUACCACCUCCUGUGAAUAAAAAUACUAAACCGAAUUUACCUGAGGCGUUGAUAAAACAUGCUAAUUUAAAGACUAAUGAUAAUUUCCCAAACAGGCAUAUAAUUAAAUCCAAAACUGCCCCUGCAAUCCCGUCAAGAAAAAUAUCUAUGCCUGAAGCAUUGAAAAGAGCCAAAGAAUUAAGAGAAAAUAGAAACAAGAAAGCUGUAAAUAACGAUAUACCAACAGAAACAAAUACUACUAUCACGCCCACUAGUGAUAUUCUUAACAUUAAUUCGGACUCUGAUAAGUCCUUGUCAAUUGAGGAUAAACUCUCUAAAAUACUUCUCUUACAAAAAAGACAUACAGUCAACGAAGAAAACCCUAGUCACUUUUUUACAUAUACUCCUACUUCCUCCAACAGCAUCCCAUCUCCAUCAACAUCGAAUAUCUCCCUAUCUAUUUCUUCUGAAAAUAGUACACCUUCAUUGAAUCACCCAACCAAAAAACGUGCAAAGGGUCCGAAGAGAAAAUUACCAACAAAGAUAUAG
This is a messenger RNA of Arxiozyma heterogenica, 1977 nucleotides long. RefSeq names its product Bsp1p (gene BSP1). The transcript has a single exon. The coding region runs from base 1 to 1977 and encodes 658 amino acids. The record is from RefSeq and is a predicted model, not a curated record. Lineage: Eukaryota; Fungi; Ascomycota; Saccharomycetes; Saccharomycetales; Saccharomycetaceae.